Messenger RNA from Caenorhabditis auriculariae, 2785 nucleotides. Lineage: Eukaryota; Metazoa; Nematoda; Chromadorea; Rhabditida; Rhabditidae. The record is from the annotation of a GenBank genome assembly.
AUGUAUCUCUUAUCAAUAUGCGUCCUUCUAUCAAUCCUAGAAGCCGUCAUCGCAAGAGGUCGGAUAAAUUUUCUCAUUCACAUUUUUUUUAAUUUUUUGAAGCCUGAAAUCCGAAUCUUUCUUUAAAUUUUCUCAUCUUUUUCAGCCCCAUUCAUUCGAGACCGACCUAGAGGCUUGGGUCUACUUCAACUACCAACUGGAAUGACUGACGAAAGAUCCGGACCGUUUUUCCCUGGACUUUAUAUCGCUGGUGACAAGGUCUAUUUCAUAGUUAUCGGUCUAUUUUUAACCAAAACUAAUCGAAAAUGAUUAAAAUUGAAUUAUAGGCCAGUGAAAAGCCCCAAACCGUUCCCGACGUAUCACUUCCGGGACAGCAAGCCGUGUUUUCUGGACGGUAAGUUUUGAAAAAAGAAAUUCUUCGGAUUUUUUGAAAGCCAGGUAUAAAAUCAUUGUGCAGAAAAAUUAAUAAUUAACUCCUGAAAAGGUUGAAAAUUAGGAUUAGCCGUCAGAAUGAAGUAUGAGAUGCUCUAAAACCAGCUUGAGUGGGAGAAGUUCAAGUGGUCAUUUUAGGGACUAGGAACUAAUUUAUCUCUAAUAGAAAAUUUCAACCGAAAUCGGGAGGUUUGAUAGCCAAGUGGUCACUUAAAUGAUUUUGAAGCUUGGAAAACAUUUUUUCCUUCUUUUUUAAAGUAACCUCUUGAAACAGUGACUUCUGGAGACAAACAUUUUGAAAAGUCUUUUUUUUCUUUUAAAUGACUACUUGAAUUCUUCUCAGCCAGACUAACCCCUAUAGAGACCACUGUUCCACAUAAAAAAUCUUCCUGAUUCCGUCGAUGACUUAUGUUUUAUCAGGGACAACUUUUCGAAGCGCAAGAAAAAUAUUUGUGACGUAUCUUCUCAUCAAAACCGUUGAUGCGUGAGGUGCAAAAAAUUUUCUGAAUUUCAAAAAGCCUCAAUGAUUCAUCGUGCUUAAUGAACUUCACAGAGUCUUUAUCUUUUCAUUUUUUUUUUUUUUUGAAAAUAAUCAUUCAGUUCCGCGUUCAACCCCUUCACACAAGCUGUGUCAGCAGUAUACACUGAAGAUCUUGUCGACGCCUGGGGCGCUGGAUUUGCAGUAAAUGUGAGUGAGAAGAAGUUUGGAAGAAUAUGAUGUUUUUGAUCUUUGAAAAAAAUUUGAAAGCAAGAUAGAUGGAAGACUUCAUAAGAAAUAGCUUGAUAGAGUUCAAACCUGUUCAGAAGUAUUGCGCUCCAUGGCUAAAUUUUAACUUUCUGAGCACUUUAGUCGGAGCUCGGUGACGAAGACCGGACGAGCUCCAGACGUUUCUGAGCAAUUCUAGAGAUCACUUAAGUGUAUUGACGCUACUAAAGUGGUCACUAUACGUCCCGGGCGCGUCCGACCACGGACCGAGUCAGAAAACAAAGAGAUCAUCUCGACUUCUGCACUCUAAAGAGGCCCUCCUACUUCUUGUUCUGAAUGUUUUGAACUGACGAACUUUUAGGGACCACUAAAAGUCCAGAUCUCUACAUUUAAACUACAAAACACUUGAGUGACCUCUUCAACUUCAUAUCUCUAAAAUCAGCCCCCCCUAAAAGCCUUGAAAAACAUGCCCGACAUCUCAUCCUAACUUCAAAGUAAUCUACAAUCUCUCACCUUGAUUUUCUAAACACCAAAAUCCUUAAGUGAUUUUUCCAACCCACCAUUCUAUUUCCUGUGUUCUCUAGAACCUAUGAGGACGGCUCCAACUAAUCGUACCACAAAUCGAAGCUUUCAUCCCUUCUAACUUCCUUCCAGGGAGUCAACAACAUGGGCCUGAACGUCCGAAAGAACUUUGACGGUUUCGCCGACGCUCCUCUGAACGCCAAUGACGGCAUGUACCAGCCAUUCUUGACAGCCAUGGCUGUCGGUGCCGAGUACGAUUUGGCGAAGAUCCGAGAAGUUUCCGGCAAUUUCAACCUUCCGCUGCCUGGAAUCAAUGAAUUGUUCGACUUUGAUGGAAGAUUCAUGGUGAAAGGUGGGUGGAAAUCGGAAAUUUUCUGAGGUUCCAUAUUUUCAUGGAACCUUUCAAAGAGCUAGAAAAAAGGGCCUGACACUAAUAAGUCAGUAGAAAAUUAUUUUAUGAUUUAAACGGUAGAUGGCGUCUCUUUUGACGCUCGUCGCUCUAACGAAAAACGUUUUCAUUCACAAUGACAAGAGGCGAGAGAUUAAUGACUGCCCGAAGAGACAGCAGAGAAAGAGGUCAGGUCUCUUUCUCUGGUGUCUCUUCGGGAAGGUUGAUCUCUCACUCACAUUUUUUGCGCUCUUUAUGCCGUGUUCAAAGUAAUUUCCGCGAAAUGCAAAAUGAUCUCUGACUCUCCAAAAUUCAGUCAUCUUUUUCUUUCUCUGACCGCUAUUUUGGAUUUUGCGGAAUCACUUUGAACACGGCAUAAUCUCUAUGAAAAGCUGGAGCCAUGAAAAAACUCCUAUGAACUCUCAGAAUCUUCCAAAAAAGGCUAGAAACCUCAAAAAUUUGAUAAACUUACAGGAGGUGGCAACGGUAUCCUCAACAGCGCCAUGGAAUUCCCACUUUCUCUUUCCGACCCUAACGAACGAGCUCCUUACACCUUCAAGGUAAUUUUCUGCAUCUUGAAUAAUUAGCUGAACUUUUUCAAGUACCUCAACUACAUGGCGGAUCGUCACAUGCACUAUGGUCAUGUCGUGCCGAACGUCAACUUGUUCGUGAUCCCGAAGGACAAGAUCAUGAGCCGAUUGGUCCAGAACCGACUCAACCCAACUAUGAUUGGAUAA